Messenger RNA from Sphenostylis stenocarpa, 642 nucleotides. Lineage: Eukaryota; Viridiplantae; Streptophyta; Magnoliopsida; Fabales; Fabaceae. The record is from the annotation of a GenBank genome assembly.
AUGGCCAUCUCAAGCACUCAUCACGCUCUACUCCUCUCUUCACCAGGAAUGGGUCACAUAAUCCCUGCCCUGGAACUUGCCAAGCGUUUAGUCACUCACCAAAUCAUUCCCAAACUCACCUUCUUCUACACUUCAAUAAAAAACUCCACUCCCUCCAAAGCUGAAACCCUCGUUUUCCAAUCAGCCAUCAAGGAAAACCUCUUUGACCUAAUCCAUCUCCCCCUCUUGACCUCAGCAACAAAGACACAUAGGUUAUACCGUGAAUUUGUUGGCGUAUGUGAAGGGGCAGCACUGGCUAAUGGGAUCAUUGUGAACACCUUUCAUGAGUUGGAACCUAAGACCCUCGAAGCACUUGGUAGUGGUCAAAUUACCAAGGUGCCCGUGUACCCAGUUGGGCCAAUACAAGAAGAAGAGUCGGUGGUAUAUGUAUCACUUGGGAGUGGAUACAGUAUGCCGUGUGAAGAAAUCAAAGAGAUGGCUUUGGGGUUGGAACUAAGUGGAAACAAAUUUGUUUGGUCUGUGCGUCCAACUGUCACCAAAGCCGGCCAUGAUCAUUAUUUCACGGCAGGUGAGUGGUACAAAGUCACCAAACUUUUAAUAUUUUCAAACAUGUUUGGUAGUUGGCUUUCCAUAAAUAUGUAG